GCCGAUCGCCGACCGUCCGCCAGACCGCGCCAGUCUACCCGAGACACCGCACUGCGGCGGUACACUAUACCCUACGUUCUCCAAUACUUAUACGACACCGGCUUUCGAAACAUUGUGGAAAAUUCUAAAUGCUGACUGUUUAGUGGCUUGCUGAAACGUUGUUACCAGUGUAAGUGUGCGUCCUGAUUGAAUCAGGAUGUUUGGUAGUUUUUAGAGGCUUCUACGAUUAUCCCGCGCUUAUUGACGCUGAUUUCUGAUUCGUGUCGAACAGAUUCAACAUCACCGGAUAGAGUUUCUCGAAAAACUGGACACCUUAUAGCCAUAGGAAUAAAAGACAGUAAUCAUGAAGAAAAAUAUACACUGUACAAGUGGAUGGUGGGUAGUGUUACUGACCGCCACGCUGGCAGUAUCAGCGAUGGCAGACACCGGAGCCAGUCUCUACAAUUCAAGUCUUAGCCAAGUUAUUACCUCAAGUACCCUCAAGUGGACCAAUCUUAAAAAGGAAAACAUCAAUAACUACGUAACCGGAGCUACUUCUCCGCAAGGCGCUAUUUACCUGUGCAGAGCACGUCAUGAGGGUGAAAUGCUUUUGGGACAAUUACGACCAGAUUAUUCAUCGUGUGCAGUGUCAGGAAGCAAAAGUUACAAUGUAUUUGAGGUACUCGAGAACAUAGAAAAUGCUUCUUUAAUCCAUUGGAAGCCGUGGGCCAAGUUCCAUUCGAAGCCUAAUGGUGGUGUAAUAGUAUCUACACUUGAUUCAGUGUUUAUAGGAAGGAAGAAAGCCCCGACACCAGGUGGAUUCUCACAUAACAUUGGAAGAAUUGCAUACGACAAUACAAUUGGUCACUUAUACGCGUUUGAUGAAGAAAACAACGACUUAGAAGAAACAAAUGGUGAAAUUUUAGUUGAAAUCGAACCAAUUAGUUACAAAUUGGAAAAUGUAGAAUUUGAUUUAAAAACAGAACACGUCCGUCAAGGUGAUCCCAAGAUAUUAGAGGAAAGAGUCCUCCAAAAUGAUGGUGAAGAGGCUGCUACCGUUACCGCAGAAGUAGGAUAUAAAUAUAACUACAGUCUCUCUUGGGGACAUGGUCAUGGUCUAGCAAUUGGUCUGAAUGUAGAAAUUGAAUUAGCUAACCAUACAAAAUACCAACCUACUGGGUGGUCUACACUUUUCAUUGAGGAACGAGAGGACGUGUUUGAACUCAAACAACAUCUUCAGCCUGGAACUGCUUGUAAUGUGACAUUGAGGGAAAAACGUAUUGAUCGCGAUGUACAGUAUACGGGAAAAUUAACUACUUAUUACAGGGAUAACGAAUCUCGAAGCAGACAAAUGCGAGGUGAAAGUCUUGAAAACACAGUGCUAGUGGAACCUGAAUACGGUGAAAUUUACUUCCUUGUUAACAACACAUUGGUACCAACGACCACAACUACUACCACUACGACAACUACUACUACCACAACUACAACAACACCAAAGCCAACAGAACCGCCAAUGCCGGAAGAAAAUGAAAUUUCAAUCCAGGAGAAACCUAAUGAUGCACCAGCUGAAAUGCAAAGUGACAGCAGCGAAGCAGAUAAAACAAAUGCCGUAAAUGAGGAAAAAAUAUCAACGGCGAGGGUUGGUGGACUCGGUAGUAAUCCUAACGGAGCCAGUACGAGAAUGAUUUCUUCCACAAUCUUGAUCCCAUUAUUUGCACUAUUAUUUUAAGUAAAUAUAUCAAUACACACAGCUGUCCUUGUAAAUAAAUGGAAAUUAUCGUAAACUAGUUACGUUGCCGUUAUAUCUGGCAACUAAGCUUAAUGCUGUUGUUUGGGAAGAGUAGGGGUACGCCGUUUGCCCUUUCUCGGUGUAAUAUUGUAAAUAAUAAAAGUGUUUGUUUUCCUAACAUUCCUGUUAUGUGAUUUCACUCCACUGUGUAAAUUGAGAAGUCCUUUCAAUCACAUAACUGUAAAUAGAUAUUGUAAAUAGUUACGAAAAUGGAAGUCGCAGAGCGACGAGAGAACUUGCCGUGUCAUCAGUAACAUGACGAAAGGCGUUUGUAUGUAGGGUUAACAUCAUGAAACGUAUGAGUGCGACAGCGUUACCAACUUGACCCUCGAGUUAUAAAAUACUAAAACUAAUUUAUGACAACAAUUUCAGAACAAACUCCCAAUGUGAUACGUUGAAUAGAUAAAAUGUCGUAGGUUCCUUUCUGAGUAUUAAAAUCAUAUUAGGAACCUUGUUCAUCUUUACACAUGGUAUCUAUAUUUUUAAUUGUACUAUUUGACGUAGCUUUUAAAUGACUCUUUAAACGUUCGGUCGACUUCAUACAAUAUUAUGUACAUUUAGCAAAUCAAUGGCCUUGGUCGUAAAUUGAUAGAUAAAAUUUAGGUCGUCGCCAUAUAAGCAAUUUUGUCCAACGUAAACUUUUCCCUAAGUAACUUAUACAUAAUAUUAUAAUAAUUUGAUAUUUUCUAGCACAUUGCCAUUAACCCAUAUUGUUCUAAUUCGUGUAGUCAAUUCAACCAAUAUUUCUAUACCUCCGUAUUUUACAAUUGAGUACCUAUUUACUUUACUUUUGUUAUUUUUAGUUUUAAAGAGUUUAAAUCCAGAAUUAAGAGAUAUUAUUUUUUAAAGGUUUUAGUGUUACAUUAUUUAAUUUAUUUUGUUUUUAUUGCGGAUUAUUAAGACUAGUAUAAUGCUUACAUUAAGUGAUGAAACUCUAUUACUGAAAAUUUAGGAAGAAAUUAUAACUUUGUUAUUCUAUAGCCAAAGUUGUAGUUGACAGUUGUAUAUGCACUAGUAGUAACUAUCAUGAACUCAAUAAAUACUGAUAUUAAAAAUUUGACAUUUAGUCCCAUUAUUAGACCUAAAUGAUCUUACAUCUAUCUAAAAUAAUCACAAAGUUGUGAGCCAAAAUUAUGUGACUCUCAUUGAAAGAGUUCUUAGAUAUAUUAAUUAAAAUUGAUGUUUAUAAUAGUAAUAGAAACUAAUACAGCCAUACAAGAAACCUUCCAUCAGGAAUCUAAUUUGUAUGAUACAGCAUAGGGUUACAAAAUUAAAGCCCUCAGUAGCUAGACGGAAGUUAAAUGUUAGAAUGCUUAAAGGUCUUUGUCAAUGUGUAAAGAAAAUGGAUGAUAUUUUUGUAUGGGUAUAUGAAUCAGUAAGUGUUUGCCUUAAGAAUCUGUAAAUGGAAUAACUUCAUAGAUCUUUAUUUCAUCUAAUUAACGUAGUUCAGAGUUUACACGACAUGUAUGGGAAGUACCCCUGGGUUCGCUUUAUGUAUGAUCGUGAGGUACUUUUUAAAAGCUGACAAUUUAUAUUAGACCCGACACCAUCUUGAAAAUUGGAAUUGAAAAUGCAAUGUCGACGACUGAUUACACGAUUAUUCAGUAACCAAUUCAGGGCUCAAAAUAACCUGCCAGCUUUUAACCUUGUCGUGUAUUUAGUUUGAUUAAGUAAGUAAUUAAAAUAAAAGAUGCUUCUCAGUAUUUUUUCACUGAAUGUAGUAGCGUGUUGUUGAGAUAAAAGUUAUAUGCUUUCAUUAAUGUUUAUAGAUUCUCCCACCUGAAGUACCGUUAAUUGUUAAGGCGUUAGGAUAUCUUACAAAUCAUUAUUAUGUAAUUAUAGGUCAACUGAAUUAUUCUGCUUAUUUCAGUUUUUUUGAAUUUUAAAUUGAUGUUUAGAUUUAAUGUUCGAGGCCUCUACGUUCAACGUACACUAUUAAUAGUUAAUGUGUCGAUUUUGUUGCGCACAUUAUGUGACCUAAACUAAAGACUGUUCCAAAAUAUAAUACUAUCUAAUCUCUUUUACACCAAUACGCAGUGUAUAGACACUAACAAAGAAGUAUUAUUAAUAUCAUAAAUGCAUUGCCGGCAGAGGAACAUAAGAUUUUAAAUUAACUUUACCUCGAAUUUCGUUGGUUUGGAACGCACCCCGUAUCAAAGCAGCACUACUUUGGGGCAGAAAAGGGGUAGGGUGGUGAUAGAUACCAGUUUUGGUGGUUAUCAAUUAGUAUAUAUAGGUUUAACAGUGUGCAACAAAAUGGGUACUAGUUUCUUUUCUGAUUUUCAUUGGAAAAGUUAAAACAAUGCAAUUGUUAAACAUCAUGUACAUCAAUUUAAUAUAAUAAACGUAGUUCUCAACAUCAAAAUUGUUUUGCGAAGCAUAAUUGUGAUGUUCAAUGUAAGUUUUAUUUGUUUAAACCCAUUAAAGUGUAAUUGAAA
Hyposmocoma kahamanoa is the source of this 4206-nucleotide messenger RNA. RefSeq names its product protein unzipped (gene uzip). Bases 344 to 1708 code for a protein of 454 amino acids. Lineage: Eukaryota; Metazoa; Arthropoda; Insecta; Lepidoptera; Cosmopterigidae. The record is from RefSeq and is a predicted model, not a curated record. The transcript is spliced from 4 exons.